Brachypodium distachyon (stiff brome) is the source of this 2225-nucleotide messenger RNA. Its product is annotated as cytochrome P450 711A1-like. Bases 316 to 1911 code for a protein of 531 amino acids. The transcript has a single exon. Lineage: Eukaryota; Viridiplantae; Streptophyta; Magnoliopsida; Poales; Poaceae. Gene Ontology annotation, molecular function: iron ion binding; oxidoreductase activity, acting on paired donors, with incorporation or reduction of molecular oxygen; heme binding. The record is from RefSeq and is a predicted model, not a curated record.
UGAACUAAAAAAAGGCCAAAGAACACUAAGACUUCCAACCCAAAGGAAACCUGGAAACAGAAUCACACCUGGAUCUGGAUGAACCAGGAUCACUGACGUGUCGCCACAUCACCUGCGUCCUUCCCUGAUGGCCGGAUCGUGGACGUCCAUCUGUCGCCACAUCUCAUAUGCCAACACCCCGACGACGAGUGACAGCAACAUCGAUGGACGCCGUAUAAAUUGGCAGGACCGCACGCAACGCCAAUGCAGCCACCAAGAGUCCCAAGACAACACCGAUAAGCAGCGGAAAGUAUCUCCUGUCCUCCUCCUCCUUCCAUGGCGGCCAUUACCAACUGCUCCAUUGCACUCGUAACAUCAACCAACGGCCACUCCGCCGCAGCUUCACCCACGACCGCCGCCCUGCUGCUCCUCUCUCUGAUCAUCGCCUUCCUGGCAUACUUCCACUUGCCAUUCUGGGCCGUGCGGAAGGUCCCGGGCCCUCCGACGCGGUUUCCGCUGGGCCACCUCCACCUCCUGGCCCAGCACGGGCCGGACAUCCUCCGCGCCAUGGCCCAGGAGCACGGCCCCAUCUUCCGGUUCCACAUGGGCCGGCAGCCGCUGGUGAUGGCGGCGAGCGCGGAGCUGUGCAAGGAGGUCGGCAUCAAGCGGUUCAGGGACAUCCGCAACCGCAGCGCGCCGCCGCCGACGGCCGGCUCGCCGCUGCACCGGGACGCGCUCUUCCUCGCCAGGGACUCCGCCUGGGCCUCCAUGCGGAGCACCGUCGUGCCGCUCUACCAGCCGGCCCGCCUCGCCCAGCUCGUCCCCACCAUGCGGGCCUCCGUCGACGCGCUCGUGGACGCCGUGGACCAGGACCAGGGGAGCUAUGUGCCAUUCUCCCAGCUCUCGCUCCGCUUGGCCAUCGACAUCAUCGGGAAGACGGCCUUCGGGAUCGAGUUCGGCCUCCUCUCGAAGCAGGGCACUAAUGGCGACGACGAGGCGAGGGAGCUGUUGGGGGAGUACGAGAGGUCCAUGGAGUUCAUGAAGAUGGACCUGUCGAGCUCGCUGUCCACGAUCCUGGGGCUCUUCCUCCCCUGCCUCCAGACCCCCUGCAAGCGGCUGCUGCGGCGCGUGCCGGGGACGGCGGACCACAAGAUGGAGCAGAACGAGCGCCGCCUCUGCCGCCGCAUCGACGCCAUCAUCGCCGCCCGCCGACGCCGCAGCAGCUCGCCGGCCACGGCGCUGGACUUCAUCGCGGCGCUGCUGGAGGACAGCCGGGGACGCGUGGCGGCGCUGGAGGACCGGCACGUGCGCGCGCUGGCGUACGAGCACCUCAUCGCCGGCACCAAGACGACGGCCUUCACGCUCUCCUCCCUCGUCUACCUCGUCUCCUGCCACCGCCCCGUGGAGGAGAAGCUCCUGGCCGAGCUCGACGCCUUCGGCCCUCAAUCUCAAUCCCCUGACGCAGACGAGCUCCACACGAAAUUCCCGUACCUGGACCAAAUCAUCAAGGAAUCCAUGCGGUUCCACCUGGUGUCGCCGCUCAUCGCCAGGGAGACCUCGGAGGCGGUGGAGAUCGGGGGCUACUUGCUCCCGAAGGGCACUUGCGUGUGGCUGGCGCCGGGGGUGCUGGCCCGCGACGCGGCGCAGUUCCCGGACCCCGACGAGUUCCGGCCCGAGCGGUUCGCGGCGGACGGGGAAGAGGAGCGCGCGCGGCACCCCUACGCGCACAUCCCGUUCGGGAUCGGCCCUAGGGCGUGCGUGGGGCACAGGUUCGCGCUGCAGCAGGUGAAGCUCGCCGUGGUCGGGCUGUACCGCCAUUUUGUGUUUCGGCACUCGCCCGACAUGGAGUCGCCCGUGGAGUUCGACUUCGACCUCGUCCUUGGGUUCCGCCAUGGCGUCAAGCUCAGGGCCAUCAGGAGGACGAACGACUGAUUGCGCUUAAUUUGGCCCCAACCGCAUCUACUCCGUAUGUAAGAACAUGAUGUUUUCUUUUUGCGAGAAGUAAGAACAUGAUGUUAUAUGAUAGCUUUGGCGCGUGAUCGAGCUGAAUUCACACUGGUAUUAGCUAGAGCCAGAGGGAAAUGUGCCCAUGUGUACUGUAUUUUGACGGUCAAUAUGUAAUUCCCAUCAUGAUUAGCCUAGUUGUAAAAUUAAUAGUCUUGCUCCCGGAUGAACUCUGACAGACUGACCCUGUAGAAAUCUUUAAGCACUUACUGUUAUCAUAUCCCAAACAUGCCUUAACCUUU